Colletotrichum spaethianum is the source of this 1503-nucleotide messenger RNA. Its product is annotated as broad-range acid phosphatase DET1. Lineage: Eukaryota; Fungi; Ascomycota; Sordariomycetes; Glomerellales; Glomerellaceae. The record is from RefSeq and is a predicted model, not a curated record. Gene Ontology annotation, molecular function: phosphatase activity. Bases 1 to 1503 code for a protein of 500 amino acids. The transcript is spliced from 3 exons.
AUGGCUAAACCAAGGCUCAUCAUCCUCAUCCGGCACGCCCAAUCCGAGGGCAACAAGAACCGCGAAAUCCACCAAACGAUCCCUGACCACCGAGUAAAGCUCACACAAGACGGCUGGCAACAAGCCUACGACGCCGGGCGCCGCCUGCGCAAGCUGCUGCGCGCCGACGACACCCUUCAUUUCUUUACCUCCCCCUACCGCCGCACCCGCGAGACAACCGAGGGCAUUCUGUCGACGCUGACGUCCGACGAGGAGGACCCCUCGCCCUUCAAGCGUUCCAACAUCAAGGUCUACGAGGAGCCCCGUCUGCGUGAGCAGGACUUUGGCAACUUCCAGCCAUGCUCCGCCGAGAUGGAGCGUAUGUGGCAGGAGCGCGCCGACUACGGCCACUUCUUCUACCGCAUCCCUAACGGCGAGAGCGCCGCAGACGCCUAUGACAGAGUUAGCGGCUUCAACGAGAGUCUGUGGCGCCAGUUCGGCGAGAACGAUUUUGCCAGCGUUUGCGUGUUGGUCACCCACGGACUCAUGUCCCGCGUCUUCCUGAUGAAGUGGUACCACUUCACCGUCGAGUACUUCGAGGACCUGCGUAACGUCAACCACUGCGAGUUCCUUAUCAUGCGCAAGCAAGAAGAGAGCGGCAAGUACAUACUCGAAAACAAACUCCGAACCUGGUCGGAGCUGCGUAAAGAGCGGGCCCUGCUCAAGGAGAAGGAGGACAAGGAGCGGAGCGAGGAGGAGCGGGCGACCAAGGAUGCCAAGGCAGGGACCCUCCUUGAACGCAGUAAGACCUUCAUCGUCACGCGGCGCUGGGGUGGUUGUCCUAACGGGUGUAACCACAAGAGCCACUACCAGAGGCGUGACGACCUGGAAGUCCUCCGCCAGACGGACGAGAUCACCUCCAACGGGACGGUAGGCAACGGCUACUCCCGACGGCAAUCGCCCGCGCCCCGGAGACAGGUCAAGCGGUGCGAACAGGGCUAUACCUCGGACGAAGGGACCGACGGAGACGGCCGGCCGCCGCAGAUUGACGUUACCCGCGCCCGCCAGGAGGUCGUCUCGUCGCCUGACGGCACGCCGUCCUUUAUCUCCGCCGAGGACCGUCUACGGAGUAUGAUCUCGCCGCAUCUGCAUGUCGGCCGCGACUUUGGCGGCACAUACUCGGGACGUACGUCGAUCGCCGGCAGUGACACAGACUCGUCAGAGGAGGAGGGUCAUCGGCCUCCGAUCACCACCAUCACCAAGAUCAGAGUCAGCCCUGACGGGGAGGUCGCCGAGCAGACGAAUUGUAGCAUCAACAAAACACCCAGUCCCGUCACCGGGAUCGCGACACCGACUACUGAGGACGAGCAGCCCGACCCGAACGACCAUAAGGGGAUGCGAAGGGGCGCGCGCGCCAACCGUCUCGGUGACACCCACAGCAGUGAUCUGGGCUCUGAGGCAGACGAAGACGACCUUGCCCGGGCCGAGAAAGAGGACAGGAGUAUUCAGGGGAGUGUUUACUGA